AUGUCGUCGGACCAAAAUCAAAAUUCUCGACGAAGCUACCGAGAUCAUCAGCAAGAUUCCCCUCCUGGCUUGCCUCGACUCAACCUCACGACCCUUCCCUCCCUCCGAUUCGUCGUUCCCAGAGGUCGAGAUUCCACCCACGACAAUAGUGUCACUUCCGCGACGGCGAAUCGACGGUAUCGAAUCCCAACCGGAGCUUCGAGACAAAGAAACUCUCAGCGGAACUCGUCUCUGUCCCGGUUUUACAGGCCACACUACGCAAGCCAAGGCUGGGAGGAAGCCAACGCGCAUCUCCAUCUGCGGGCCAUACUCGAGCAGGCGCAUAGUAGUCCUCAGCUCAGCUCUGUCCGGUACGGAGGUAAUACUGCCAGCAACCCUUCGCCGGGUAACAGUAACAGCAUGUCUUCGUCUACACAGCGUCGGCAGGAGGCCCUGGAGGACAACCGGAGGGUGAAGAGACGCAAGGUCGACGCCGAUCGGCUGGUGCCCAACUUCGAGGGCUUCAGAUACGGUACCUAUGGGCAGGUGGAGCCUGGGACGUUGACGAUGGAAAUCGUCAGCUGCGAUGGUGGCAUGUUUUUGAACGAGCUUUCGUAUGCGGCCGAGAAUAUCCUGAAGAACGACGCGUCGGUGUAUUGUACCAAGGGGAACCGGUGCAACAUCGUGCUUCGCCACCAGGGUGCAACAGUGUUUAACUUGACGGAGCUGAUUAUAAAGGCUCCAGGGUCGAACUAUUCUUCUCCAGUUCGCCAAGGAAUGGUGUUCGUCUCGAUGCACCAUGACGACAGACUCACGAGGACGGCACAAUAUCAAAUUCAGUACGGAACGACGGCUGCUGCUGCUAGGCGUUCUAGUGCAGGCACCGACGAUCGAGCCGAGGAAACUGGAGUCCGAGCAAGAGCUUAUGUGGCGGCUUGGCGGCGACGAGAUGGUACCGGACGCGUCAGGAGAAGGAGUUCAUAUCAUGAUCUUGGACUAGAAUACGAUCGCGAUGAGGACGACGAGGACGAAGAGGAUGAAGACGAAGAAGAGGAAGAAGAUGAGGAGGAGGAGGAAGAGGAAGAUGAUGAGCAGGAUGAUGAGGAAGACGAUGAUGACGACGAGGACGAGGAUCACCGGUUCGCCCAAAUGCCUAGGGAGUUUUCUACGACGGCACUCCCUCCCUUCAAUAUUACAACAGAGUGCAGCGAUGACGACGAGGGCAUUGAGCCAUUCCUGGUGGGUCGUAGCGCUCCCAACCGCAUCGGGAUAUUACCAUUCGAGAGUGACAGCGAAGACAGCUUCAGCAAUGGCAUCGAUGAGCCGUUCCUCGACGACCUCGCCGUGUUUGGCCUUCGGGAUAUUUCUGCCUCUCUCGGCGACUCUGACACGACACCGACAUCGUCUGGGACCACAAACGGCCAGGGACAGCAGCAGCAGCAGCAGCAAGGGACGAUUAGGGGACCCAGUUCGCAGGGCGAACUGAUGGCCCCGCAUGCCAAGUUCAACAUUGAGAAGGGCAGGAGCAAGUGCACCAUUCACUUUGACCCGCCAGUUUCUGGGCGGUUCAUCUUGCUCAAGAUGUGGAGCCCGCACCAUGACCCUACGAGCAACAUUGAUAUCCAGACGGUCAUGGCCAAGGGAUUUGCGGGACCGAGAUAUUUCCCGUCGAUUUCUCUUUUGUAA
Scedosporium apiospermum is the source of this 1665-nucleotide messenger RNA. RefSeq lists its product as uncharacterized. The coding region runs from base 1 to 1665 and encodes 554 amino acids. The record is from RefSeq and is a predicted model, not a curated record. The transcript has 2 exons. Lineage: Eukaryota; Fungi; Ascomycota; Sordariomycetes; Microascales; Microascaceae.